Molecule: messenger RNA, 1082 nt
Organism: Trachymyrmex cornetzi
Lineage: Eukaryota; Metazoa; Arthropoda; Insecta; Hymenoptera; Formicidae
Product: lysosomal aspartic protease-like
Exons: 7
Coding region: 19-1035 (338 amino acids)
Biological process (GO): proteolysis
Molecular function (GO): aspartic-type endopeptidase activity
Source: RefSeq, a predicted model, not a curated record
UCAAAGAAUUUGGGAAACAUGUUUCGUUUUUCUGUUGCAGUCGCAAUAUUCGUACUGAUCGACGCGAAAAUGUUAAGGAUUCCAUUGUACAAGACACACUCUAUUCAAAAAUCUUUGAAAGAAUCUGACAUCCAUCGUCGACAGGUUACUUUGGCUCCGAAUAUUGGCAUUGUAAGGAAACCUCUGUAUAAUGAUUAUUCUGCGUACUAUAUUAUUAUCUCAAUUGGAACUCCACCGCAGAAGUUUAAAGUCCUAAUUGACACUGGUUCCUCAGAUCUCUGGGUACCAUCCAAAAAAUGCCGUCUUAGUUGCUCGUCACAUAAUAGAUAUGACAAUAAAAAAUCCAGCACAUACACACCAAAUAAUAUUCCGUUCAAUAUUUCAUACAUCGGUGGUAGUGUAUAUGGAUACUUAUCUACUGAUGUAGUGAAUUUUGCUGGCUUUGAUGUUCAAUAUCAAACAUUUGGAGAAGCGAUAAGGGAAUUGGGAUCCAAUUUUGUCCAUUGGAAAUUCGAUGGUAUCUUAGGAAUGGGUUACCUCGAGAUAUCUUCCAAAAGAAUGACUCCCGUUUUUAUAAACAUGAUAGAACAAGGCCUGGUAGAGCUACCAGUUUUUAGUAUCUAUAUAAAUCGAAAUCCCUUGUACGCAGUAGGUGGUGAAUUGAUAUUGGGUGGUUCAAAUUUCGCUCGUUAUGAAGGCGAGUUUACGUAUGUUAAUGUGACCCGCAAAGGAUAUUGGCAAUUUACUAUGGACAAGUACAUUACUAAUUCUAAUCCUUUAUUAAAGGUGGACUGUGACCAGAUUUCUAAUUUGCCCAAUGUCGAUUUCGUCAUAGGUGGUAAAAUAUUCAGUCUCACUAGUAAAGAUUAUAUAUUAAUAUUUAAGAAUAAACAAAAUGAGAUGGAAUGCAUAAGCUACUUUCAGAAAAAUUAUGUAGAAUAUCCGUCAUGGAUUUUGAGCAAUGUAUUUAUUCGACGAUAUUAUACCAAGUUUGAUAUGGGGCACCACAGAAUGGGAUUUGCCCCUGCAAAAUAAUUAUCGAUUGACUUUCCAAGAUCACUUCUAAAUGUUAGAAGACUUAA